This is a messenger RNA of Paramuricea clavata, 3507 nucleotides long. The record is from the annotation of a GenBank genome assembly. Lineage: Eukaryota; Metazoa; Cnidaria; Anthozoa; Malacalcyonacea; Plexauridae.
AUCAGUUUUUGUUGACGGGUGUUAAUGACGUAAUAUAUAGAUAGCAUAAAAAGGUCAGCUUCAACAGGUCAGAUUAUAUUAGUUGCAUAAUUCAUUCUGUGGUUUCAGUGUUAUACAUCGAAUUGAACCGUCACUGUUCUGUUGUUAGCAGAAGCUUCGAAGUCCUAUAUAGCAUGGCAAAAUUAUCGACUAAAGUGAUAGCGUUAUGUCUUUUGCUCAGUUUGACAGGUAAGAUUCUUAUCUACGUAAUUAUACCAUGUAUCAGAAUUUGGGUUGUAGAGUGCCCGAUGAAAAUUUAGGUACUAUAUUUUAGAAAUUUUGUUUAUAAAAUGCACACAGAAACUUUGCUCUUUCUUUACACUGUAUACGUAUAACCAGAACAGACGGAACACAUAUAUAUUUGAAUAUUUCAGAUGCCGCAAGAAAUGUGUCCAAAGAAUGAUCUCAUGACGCGUGCGACUUUCACUGAUUGAUUAUAACAAAGCAAAAUAACACAACUAUAGUAGCAUAGUCUAGGAUAAAUUGUGAGCAUGGCCGCAUUCUCACGUAAUGUUUUAGCAUAAUUUUACUCAAUUAAGUGGGGAUCAAUCAUUGAACCUAAAACAACAAAAAAACAAAAUGGCUGUCAACGCAUCUUAUGUAAAUGAGUUCUCCGACCAUUACUGAAAAGCCAAUAUAAUUAUCGCUUAUUUACUACAACGGCGGUCGAGAGACCACAAAACAGACUGCUUUCCCGAGGUCUCGGGAUAUAGGUGUCAAAGUAUUAAAAAGUUUAACUGAACUUCAUGGUUGACGCGCAUUGCGUACAUUCUAUUGUUGACUGGCAAAGCAUGCAGUGAACAUGACGUUUUGUGGAGUGGCACGUGAUACGGUUUUGACCAAUCGGCAAACAGAAAAAUUGAACUUUCACACUAAUUAUAUAACAAAAUAAUAUAAAACCCGUCCUCUACCCUUGACCCCCACGUAACGUAAUAUGAAAUCCCGAGAUUUGGAUAGAUUCUCGCUUAUAUCUUGGCGUCGACGUUUAUUUGAAAAUGAACUGAAAGAAUAGCCCUAUGGGAGUUUCCUAAAAAAUGAAAAGACUAUCGCCCGUAUUCUAAAAGCUCGCUCACACUCAAAGAGUGGACGUUCAAUCUGAGCUUCCCUUGAGUGUCAAUGCUGUUUUUGAAUAGCUGAAGGGUUAGUGUCCUACCUUACCAUGUGACUACGCACCCUGCAGAUAUUCAAAAACAGCAUUGACACUGAAGUGAAACUCAGAUUGAACCUCCACUCUUUGAGUGUGAGUGAGCUUUUAGAAUACGGGCGUAUAGAUGAUAGAUCAUUCCAUAGGGUGAGUGAGUGGUGAGUGGGCGGGGGCACCUGCGCUCCUCCCAAUAUUUUCGUAAUACUGCUGAGGAGAACACCUGAUCAACCAGGUAAAUAAGUUUUAACAAGGCCUUUUUCAUCCAUGAAAACCUGCAUGAUAACGGUUCAGUGAAACAAAGUGGCACUAUACUAACUUUCCGGCGAAGCUCGAAACGUUGAAGUUCUGUUCAUAUCUUUCUGACAUCUCUCUCAUUCCGUAGCUGUUAUCGUCUACGCUGCAUGGCACCGACCGUUCAAAACUAUUUCUACACUGUUGGGACUAAACCCAUAUUUUGUAGUUUUCAGAUUGGCGAGAACUUACCCAACGGUUUUAUCAUAUUUAUUUUAAUAAUAUUUUAAUUAUAUUUUAAUUUUUCUUAUUGAAGAGUUUCCUUGUCCGUCGUCAAGUUGGCUAUUUAGAAGACCGUAUAAUCUUAAACAAGACGGAAAAACUGGCUGGUAUACAUGGAGUUGUCGAGGCGGUUCUGCCACCCAGGGAUAUUCCCCUGAUAGAGCUAGUGCGCGAGGGAAUGCAAGGGAAGCAUGCAGAAAACGUAGAUAUGUUCUGGGGAAAGCGACGAAGAAGGCGAAGACACCAAAUAAUUCCCUGCAGGAAUGACUGUAAACGUAAAAAGCCGUUCCAUGCUAUAUGUUAUGAAAUUGUGCUCAUUAAUUAACUUUCCCGAGAAAGCAGUCAAAGUAUUAUAAUAGUUGUUACAAUGAUUUGCAACCAUAUUCAUUUUAAUAUAAAAUAAUUAUUUUGAAAGAUGGCCAAAACUAGUCACCUUAAUUCUUUAUUCACGGCUAAUUUCAGGGAAGUUGCCUCCUCUAAUACCCCACCCCCACCCCCACCCUCCUUAGAGAAGUUUAAUAAGCCUCAAUCCCCUUCAUAUUAAAACUGAUUCGGUUUAUUUUCCUCGCAUGAUCAUGUGUUUCAUUCACAAAUAUUUAUGAGUGUAUUGGUAAAAUAUUUUAUCAGAACAUAGAAAUAUGGGGCAAAAAUUACAAAUUAAAGGAUUGUUUAUAUAUAUAUUGUUUAUACCCAGGCUAUUAGCGCUUAUACAUAUCACGAAUAUCUUAAUUAUCUUUCCCUUCCUACAAAAGAGAUUUAUUAAAAACGUCAAGUUUACACCUAAUCUAAAGCAAAUACUUCAAUUAAAGUCAGAACUGGCAAAAAUUUAUAAAUUCCAGACAUUUGCGCAGAAUAAGAUUAAAUUCAGAUUCUUAAAUUAAAGGUAUUACAAUAAUUUUAUGCAAUUCCAACUUUUAGUUUAUGCGCAGGAGGGGCGGGGGGUAAAUCAGGUAUCAUAUUGCUGAUUAUGCUGAAAAAAUAAAGUAUAAGCUAUCACGCCGUGAUAGCUUAUACAAUAUUUCGUUGUUUCGGCAGUUUUUAUUGAAAUUUUUCAGCACAAUCAGCAAUAUGAUACCUUACUUCCCGUCACCCCCUGGGCGCAUAUAUUAAAAGUUGGAAUUGCCUAUUAUUCGUUGUUAGUAUAAUUACAUAGGUGAUUAUUCUCCACGCUGAUUGGUUGCCGUUGAGGUGAUUAUUACGCGAUAAUCACCUAAGCGAUUUUCAAAAUGGCGGCCGAAGCCUUUUUGUCAAUUAAAUGAUGAAGAAAUGUGUAUUUUCUUAUUUUUUCCAAAUAAUCACCUAUGAAAUUAUACUAAAACAAUUAUUCACCUCAGGCUCGGUGAUUAUCGUGAAUAAAAACCUCGACUUCGUCUCGGUUUUUAUUCACCGAUAAUCACCUCGCCUUCGGCGAAUAAUUGUUAAUUAGCAGUACUUAAGGCGGUUUUCCAGUCCUCGCACGAAGCUCCUCGCCGCGAGUGCUUGCAUCUAAUUAAAAUUAACUGUUUUGCAUUGUGAUUGGAUGAAAGUGACUCGCAGCGAGCUGCUAGGAACUACGUGCGAGGACUGCAAAACCGCCUUUAACAAGCCUGCAUCAUUCGAAUUUUCCAAUAUAAUACAUUUAUUGUGCAGGCAUAUUAAUACACGAAAAAUUAAGUAAAUAAAGUGACACCAAUUGGUAAUUAAGAUACACCCAUGCCAACCAAUGUUUAUUGAUGCAGCUCUUUUAGAUAAAUCAUCGCCUUGAAGUUCCACCCAUUCCUAAACGAACCGAUAUAAAUACGAUGAGUGUACAAUAUUAAAACCAGACAUAG